Pneumocystis jirovecii RU7 is the source of this 1299-nucleotide messenger RNA. RefSeq names its product tryptophan-tRNA ligase. The record is from RefSeq and is a predicted model, not a curated record. Gene Ontology annotation, cellular component: cytoplasm. Gene Ontology annotation, biological process: tryptophanyl-tRNA aminoacylation. Gene Ontology annotation, molecular function: ATP binding; tryptophan-tRNA ligase activity. The transcript is spliced from 10 exons. The coding region runs from base 1 to 1299 and encodes 432 amino acids. NCBI's taxonomy places the organism in Eukaryota, Fungi, Ascomycota, Pneumocystomycetes, Pneumocystales, Pneumocystaceae.
AUGCAAGAACCAAAUGCUAAAACCAAUGAAAAAACCACUUGUGAACUGGAUAUUUGUUCUCUACACUUAGAUUCUAAAGAUAAGAAAGAAUUCAGUGAAAAAAAAGAACAAAAAGAACAGAUAGUUACACCUUGGAAAGCAGAAGGAGCACUUGUAGAUGGGAAAUAUGAAGCAAUUGAUUAUGAUCGGCUUAUUGAAAAAUUUGGAACAAAAUAUCUUGAUGAUGCACUUUUAGAGCGAUUUGAAAAGUUAACAAACAAAAAAGCACAUGUAUUUCUUCGAAGAAAAAUAGUUUUUUCUCAUCGUGACUUUUCUAAUAUUCUUGAUCAAUACGAACAAAAAAAGCCUUUUUAUAUUUAUACAGGGAGAGGGCCUAGCAGUUCAAGCAUGCAUUUGGGACAUAUGGUUCCAUUUUUAUUUUGCAAAUGGCUUCAGGAUGUAUUUUCUGCUUUUGUCGUGAUUCAACUUACAGUUGCAGACGAUGAAAAGUAUCUAUUUAAGCAGGAAUUAAAGUUAGAAGAUACUUAUCAAUAUGCCAAAGAAAAUGCAAGAGAUAUUAUUGCGUGUGGCUUUGAUCCGGAAAAAACAUUAAUAUUUGCGAAUACGGAUUUCGUUUCUGGGGCCUUUUAUCGGAAUGUUGUUCGUAUUUCUAAAUAUAUAACGUACAAUAAAUGUAAAGCAACUUUUGGAUUUAGAGAAGAUGAUUCCAUUGGGAAAUAUCAUUUUGUUUCUAUUCAAGCAGCACCCUGUUUUUCAAACUCUUUCCCUCAAAUUUUUAAUAGUGCAACAAAUAUUCCAUGUUUGAUUCCUAUGGCCAUUGAUCAAGAUCCUUAUUUCCGUCUUGCAAGAGAUGCAGCAGAUAGGCUUGGAUACCUAAAGCCGUCUUUAAUACAUACUAAAUUUUUUCCUUCUCUUCAAGGGCAUGGAACAAAAAUGAGUGCUUCUCUUAUGCAUACUGCCAUUUAUAUGGCUGACACACCAUCCCAAAUUAAAAAUAAGAUUAAAAAAUACGCCUUUUCAGGCGGAGGGGCAACUCUUGAAGAACACAUGGAAAAAGGAGGAAAUCCAGAUAUAGAUGUUUCAUUUAAUUAUCUUAUGUAUUUUUUAGAAGAUGAUAAUCAACUCGAACAAAUUAGACGUGAUUAUUCUUCGGGAAAAAUGUUAACAAGUGAAUUAAAGGAGAUUACAAUUAAAGUUUUACAAGAAUUUGUUUCAGAAUUUCAAAAACGACUUAAAUUAGUUACAGAUGAAACAGUUUCAUAUUUUAUGAACUCAACUAGGGAAUUAAAAUUCAACUAA